AACUUUUUGUUUACAUAUCGAAAGUGACAGCAUCUGUGACAUCUGUGCAUGUCAAUAGUGAGUGCCGUCGUUGACCAUUUUUUUGUGGUGAUCCUUCUGGAGUGAGGAAUUCAGUGAGCCAUAUGGGCUAAAAGUGCCAAGUGAAAGGAUUUAUCAUACACACACACCACGAAGUACUACGCGACGAGUCGCCGGUUGGAGGGGAUAGACGAAACGAUGCCAGCGCGCGGAGUGGCGAGUAGUGAGUUUAGCGGCCGUAUAUUUGGCAUAGGAGUUUGUAUGUGAUUAGCACGUUACAAUGGGAUUUAUAGCUUGUUGUCUCGUUAAUUGUAAAAAUAAUCACAAAACUGAGAACUGCAAAUUUUUUAAAUUUCAAAGAGCAGCACAUGCUGUACGUCAAAGAAAGAAAUGGAUAAAUGCAGUGAGAAGAAAAAAAAAAUAUUGAGUGUCGCAUUAACUUUAAAAGAUGGCUCACCAUGGUCUCCCAAACGUCAUGAUGUGAUAUGCAAUCAUCACUUUGUUGAUCAGAAAAAGUCAAACAAUCCAUCAAAUCCAAGUUAUGCACCCACAAUUUUUCCUAAAAUAUAUCAUGCGUCAGCAAUAAACGAGAAGUCGCUUAUAAAAAGGUUUGAGAGGCUUGUGCAUCGAAGAAAUAAUGCUGACAGGGAUUUCAAUUUGAAUUGUGCUACUGAAAAGCAAGUUGAUGAUAUCUCUAACACUGAUGUAUUUAACCAAACUGAAUCUAUGGAAAUAGACAUAGAAAACAUUGCUGUGAAAGAAAUUGAGAAAUGCGACCAAGGAUGUCAAGUAGAUUUUUUGAGUUCUGAUACUGAACAAACGUCAACCUUUAUUUGCAACAGGUAUAUUUAUGGUACAAAAUACUGUGAUGCUGAAGUUCAAACUGAAUUAGCAGAAGCUCCAGUUCUGAUAACCAUUAAAAAUAGAAUAAAAAUGAAAGAUGUAGGAUAUCAGUGUGGUCCAUCGUUAGCUAAUCUUGUAGAUAAGUCAGUUGGCUCUAACGAGGCUACAAUAGCUGCAGCACAUAACAAGAAGGAGCGUCAUUUUUCUGGUGUUUCUUCCAUUAAAAAUGAUGAAGGUUUACUGUCUCUUGCUGGAGUAAAUUUUACAACCUUUCGUUUUCUGUUGACAAAAACAGAUGAGCCACCAUCAGGAUCUGAGAUAACAAAACAACAAAGGCUUCUAAUUUUUCUAGUGAAAAUGAAAACUGGAUUAACUUUCACAGCCAUUGGGAUCUUUUUCAGUCUACAUAGGACAACUAUAUCCACAAUAUUUUUUUCAACUCUGGAAUACUUGAGUUCGUCAGCUCAAAAUAUAGUAUUUUGGCCAACUAGAGCUGCUGUACAGAAAACGAUGCCUGCCUGUUUCAAACCUGACUACUCAAAUACUCGUCUUAUUAUAUGGUAGACUGCACAGAGUUGAAAAUCAAAAUUCCAUCAAAGGUCGACGACCGUAUUUUCUGUUAUUCUCAUUAUAAACAUGGAUUUACAGCAAAAGUACUCAUUGGGAUCACGCCAUCUGGUUUUAUUAGUUUCAAAUCAAAAGUC
This is a messenger RNA of Belonocnema kinseyi, 1565 nucleotides long. RefSeq lists its product as uncharacterized. The record is from RefSeq and is a predicted model, not a curated record. Bases 409 to 1425 code for a protein of 338 amino acids. Lineage: Eukaryota; Metazoa; Arthropoda; Insecta; Hymenoptera; Cynipidae. The transcript has 3 exons.